UUAUGGAGUCAUCGUCCAUAUUGCUGGUGAUACUCCAAGACCAGGUUUGCGAAACUGCUGUAGUCUUGUGAUAUAGCCUACCCGUAAAAUAUAAAUAACGUCGAGUAUCAUAUCAAUACUGAUUAUAUAAUGUAUCAGAAUUUGUGCAAAACAGUCUAAGAGCAUCUACUUGUAACCACUUUCGAUUAAUUCGUUCUACAGAGAGGAAACCUGACCAACAAUCCAGGAAAUAUUAGCCAUGAGCCUGUCACAACUUUACGAGUGGAUUGAUAUCAAGAGUAUUUUGAUAUUUUCGUUUGUUUUUCUAUUACUGAGUGAUUAUAUCAGAAAUAAAGCACCGAAAAACUUUCCUCCAGGACCAUGGUCUUUGCCGAUUAUUGGACACAUUCAUCAUAUCGAUCACACGAAGAUUCAUCUUCAGUUUUUAAAGUUUGCAGAAAAAUAUGGCAAGAUUUUCAACAUUAGAGUUUUUGGACCAAGAAUUGUGUUGGAUGGAUAUAAACUAGUGAAGGAGGUGUAUUUACAACAGGGUGAUAACCUCGCUGAUCGACCCAUGUUACCUUUAUUUUAUGACAUCACUGGAGACAGAGGAUUAAUUGGUGCCAAUGGGUAUAAAUGGAAGCAACAGAGGAGAUUUGCACUCUCAACUCUUCGGACCUUUGGAUUGGGAAAGAAAAGCCUGGAGCCAUCUAUCCAUUUUGAAUGUAGCUCUCUGAACGAGGCCUUUUCAAAUGAACAAGGUCGACCAUUUGACCCUCGCCUACUACUGUACAACGCUGUCUCAAAUGUGAUCUGUGUGCUUGUGUUUGGGAAUCGAUUUGAGUACAGUGACCAUGACUUCCAGUCUCUGUUGAAGAACAUCAAUGAAGCUUUAUAUCUGGAAGGAAGCAUCUGGGCUCAACUUUAUAACAUGUUUCCAUGGCUCAUGCGGCGACUGCCUGGAAGACAUCACAAAAUAUUUGUUCUGUUGAACAAGGUGAUUGGCUUUGUUCAAGAGAAGGUGAAUGCACACAGAGUGGAUUAUGAUCCAUCAAAUCCAAGAGACUACAUUGACUGCUUUCUGACUGAGAUGGAAAAACUUAAGGACGACACAGCUGCUGGGUUUGAUGUGGAGAACUUGUGCAUCUGUACUCUGGAUCUGUUUGUAGCAGGAACUGAGACCACCUCCACCACUCUGUACUGGGGUCUUCUCUACAUGAUCAAAUAUCCUGAGAUACAGGCCAAAGUUCAGGAGGAGAUUGAUUGUGUUGUGGGAGGGUCACGGCAGCCAUCUUUAUCAGACAAGGACAACAUGCCCUUCACCAAUGCUGUCAUUCAUGAGAUACAGAGGAUUGGAAAUAUUGUCCCAUUAAAUGUGGUUCGAAUAACUGUUGAAGAUACUCAGAUAGGAAAAUACUCUAUCCCAAAGGGCACACCUGUGAUUGGCCAUUUGACGUCAGUGCUGUUUGAUGAGUCGGAGUGGGAGACGCCUCACUCUUUUAAUCCGGGUCACUUCUUGGAUGCUGAGGGCAAAUUCAGGAGAAGAGAUGCCUUUUUACCCUUUUCUUUAGGAAAGAGAGUGUGUCUUGGGGAACAGCUGGCACGGAUGGAGCUGUUCCUGUUUUUCUCCUCUCUGCUGCAGCGCUUCACUUUCUCUUCACCGGCGGGUGUGGAGCCCAAAUUGGAUUUUAAACUGGGGGGUAAUCACUGUCCCCAUCCAUAUGAAUUGUGUGCAGUACCACGCUAAUACAAGCGGAACACAAAUAUGUGUUGAUUCUUUGUUUUCGGCCUUGUUUACAGAUUAUGCUAAUGGCAAUUUUAAAUUUAAUUUGUAAACCUGUAUAUCUAAAAAUGUUGAGUUUGAAUGCUUAGUUGUUGUUGUUUUGUUAAUAACACCAGACAUAACUUUUUAGCUUUUUAUUGGUUGCUUGGGUGUUGACUGGUUUUCCGAUUUGUCAACAAAAAUAAUCAUGCACAUACUUGGAAAUAAAUUAAACCUGUUCUCCAUAUAAA
This is a messenger RNA of Megalobrama amblycephala (Wuchang bream), 1992 nucleotides long. Its product is annotated as cytochrome P450 2J4-like. Gene Ontology annotation, biological process: xenobiotic metabolic process. Bases 239 to 1726 code for a protein of 495 amino acids. The transcript has 9 exons. Lineage: Eukaryota; Metazoa; Chordata; Actinopteri; Cypriniformes; Xenocyprididae. Gene Ontology annotation, molecular function: iron ion binding; oxidoreductase activity, acting on paired donors, with incorporation or reduction of molecular oxygen, reduced flavin or flavoprotein as one donor, and incorporation of one atom of oxygen; heme binding. Gene Ontology annotation, cellular component: intracellular membrane-bounded organelle; cytoplasm. The record is from RefSeq and is a predicted model, not a curated record.